GUAAGUUAUUGUUUAAACCAGUGAUUCGGUUAAAAAAUGCUGAAGCUGCUAAUACCGUUAUGUGUACUUUAUAUCGGAUUGUGUUAUGCAACACCGAGUUGUCAUGAGUUACAAAAAUCGCAGUUGGCAUCUCUAAAUGAACGAAUCACUCAAAUGCUUAGUUCACUUUACACAUCACCGAAAGCGCAGUCAUCAACGACCACAUCAGAGACCGCAUCAAACGCUACACCCACAGACGAAUAUCCGAGCACUCCAUACGAUGCCACUUAUUAUCCCUAUCACCCAGCGUAUACGGUGCCGGCGCCUCAAGUGAUAUACGUAUCCCCACCUCAAGCGACUCCAUAUCCAUUUUAUCCACAACCUCCUAGGCCGAGCGUAGGUACAACACCACCAGCACCGAAUCCUUAUUAUCAUUUAGAAUCAGCUGGACAGCCAUUAGAUCCUUACCGAGGAGUUGCUCCAAUUGCACCGAAAUCGCCGAUAACACAUUAUUAUGAUCAUUAUCAAUACCCGCCUUCUAUGCAAUAUCCUCCACCUCCACCUCCACCUCCACCAUACGCGCCAACUCCUUAUCCAUCAGCGUAUCAAUCAUCGUAUCCGUAUUCCUGGGAGUACAGUACUCCCUAUCCGGAAUAUCCUGUAGUACCACCAUAUUCACCUAAGCCCGUAUAUUCGGCUCCCGUUCCCGCGCCCCCACCAUCAUAUCAGCCGCUUCCAGCAUUUUUUCCCCCCACUUCUUAUCUCCCACCACCGUAUUAUCCAAAGCAACUUGAAAUGCAACCUCCCCCAUAUUAUGCCUAAUAA
Messenger RNA from Nymphalis io (European peacock), 804 nucleotides. RefSeq lists its product as uncharacterized. NCBI's taxonomy places the organism in Eukaryota, Metazoa, Arthropoda, Insecta, Lepidoptera, Nymphalidae. The transcript has 3 exons. Bases 37 to 801 code for a protein of 254 amino acids. The record is from RefSeq and is a predicted model, not a curated record.